UGGACGUUUUUAAUUCCUCGAUUAAAAUUGAAGCAUCAUGCUGCCCGGUGAUGCGCUUAGAUGGAACAAACGUGCGUCUAUCGUGUACGCUCUCGGAGCCUGGAGCCUUUUUGGAUCUUUGGUCUACUACAAAUACUCGCACAAAGAUGAUCCUGAAGUUAAAAUGGAGCCCGUUGAAGAGGAAGAGAAACCCAACGUGAAGAACUACAAGUCCACAUACAACGACACCAGAGUGGUGUACAAGGAGGGGUUUGUGCCCUAUUCCACACGGGUGAUGAAUUUCAUCACAGGCUCCAAGCCCGCUGCCGCAGAAGCCGCAAAAGAUUCAGAAGAAUUCAAGUCGGACUGAGUCACCCAGAGAGAGAGAGAGUUUGUCUCAUUGUUGAAAACAUGGAAUCCUUCCUAAAAAACAUGAACAUUCGUUCAAAUCAGACUGAGAUGCAGAAAGGGUGUAUGUGGGUGUUUGGAGUGAACAUGAGAGGGAGAGAGAAUGUGUGAACAACGUGUGAGUGCUGGGCCAAAAAUAUUAAACAGAGAAACUAAUAGGCUUAUAGGUACACGUAAACGCUCCCGACCGCAAGCACGUUGGAAAACGCUCCUCCCAGCCACAUGUAUGAGUGUUGUAGAAAUAUGAAAUCCAUCAUCAAAACAUGAAAGUAUAAUUGCACUCUCUUGGUCUGUAAAUAAUGAAUUGAACACAUACACAGUGUUUUCCAUUGUUGCCUAUUUUUUUGCUUCAGUAUUAGUUCCCUGUGAGAAAAUGUCUUUUUUAAAUUAAUAAUAAAAUUAUUGUUAUUAUU
This is a messenger RNA of Engraulis encrasicolus (European anchovy), 800 nucleotides long. Its product is annotated as small integral membrane protein 26-like. The coding region runs from base 38 to 349 and encodes 103 amino acids. NCBI's taxonomy places the organism in Eukaryota, Metazoa, Chordata, Actinopteri, Clupeiformes, Engraulidae. The transcript has 2 exons. The record is from RefSeq and is a predicted model, not a curated record.